Paramuricea clavata is the source of this 6534-nucleotide messenger RNA. NCBI's taxonomy places the organism in Eukaryota, Metazoa, Cnidaria, Anthozoa, Malacalcyonacea, Plexauridae. The record is from the annotation of a GenBank genome assembly.
AUGAGUACGUUUAGUGAAAAGCAACAAUUGGCCUAUGAUAUUAUUGUUAAUCAUCAAAACAGUGAUGUAUCCAAAGAACAACUUUUGCUUAUAAUAAAUGGUGAAGGGGGAACUGGGAGAAGCUAUUUAAUAAAUGCUGUGAGAAGUUACUUAGGGGAAAAAAGUAAAAUAACAGCUACAACAGGAAAAGCUGCUGUGUAAACAGGAUUACUAUCCAUUCAUUUUUAAAACUCCCAGUGGGCCGUGUUGUUCCUAAGGAUUUAGCUGGCCAGAGCUUAUAUAUGUUACAAAUGAACAUGUUUUCUGUAGAGUACAUUAUAAUUGAUGAAUACUCUAUGUUAGGUCAAACUGCCAUGGGUUGGAUUGACAGACGUUGUAGACAGGCUACUGGCUUGAAAGAUAUCCUAUUUGGUGGGAAAUCUAUAAUUCUAAUUGGUGACCCUGCCCAGCUACCACCAGUUGCAGACAAGCCGCUAUACCAUGAAAAACCGUCAAAUCCAGUAGGUGAACAAGGUUCUCUUGCAUACAAAAUGUUUGACAAGGUUGUAAUACUUAAUGUUAAUCAAAGGGUAAGAGGUAGUUAAGAAGAUCAAAUUAUAUUUAAAGGUAUUUUGUCACGACUUCAAAGUGGAGAAGUAAGUGUUGAUGACUGGAAGUUACUGCUUACCUGUCAACCAAAUGUUGCAUCUAAUGUAGAUUAUUUCUUAGGUGCUACAAGAUUGUAUUACAGCAAUGAAGAGGUAGCAAAGUACAACUAUGAUCAUUUAUUAAAAUUACAUGCUCCAAUUGCAGAAGUCCAUGCCCGUCAUUCCAGUCAAGAUGCAAAACAUGUUAGUGCCCAAGAUAUGCUUGGUUUGCACCCAGUUGUUUUGACAUGUAGAGGAGCAAGAGUAAUGUUGACAAUGAAUCUUUGGUCAAUGGUUGGCCUGUAUAAUGGGUCCACUGGCACUGUUGUUGAUAUAAUAUUUGCAGAAAGUCGCAAUUCACCAGACUUGCCUGUUGCUGUUUUGGUAAAAUUUGAUAAUUAUUGUGGUCCAUCAUUUUCAAACAUGCCUUUUUGUGUUCCCAUACCUCCAGUCACUGCAACUGUAUGUAUGGGUAAUAGUGUACAUGAAAGACAACAAUUACCUUUAACACUUGCAUGGGCAUUAACAAUUCACAAAAGUCAGGGUAUGACCCUGGAAAAAGCAUGGAUUGAUGUGGGCAAAAAAGAAACUACUUUAGGAAUGACUUAUGCUCAGGUACAUUAAUGCGUGGGUCUCAGUUUGUGCAUUUAGCGAAAAUAAACAAAAAAUCAUAAAAAAAUAAGUAUGGCCUUGAUUAUUACCAUUCACGUUUUAUAUGAUUUGUCAAAGGAGAUUCUAAAAGCUGACCUACUUUUCGUUGUCAUGGCGAUGAUCACGUAAUGUAUAUUUCGAAAAACAAUACAAAAAAUGAUACGUUUUAUUCGGAGGCUCUGCAGCAGUAUAUUUCGUGUCUCAGCGGACGCAGAAUUGCGAUAAACAUUCGCACAUGAUAUCACUGUUUAUUGAAUGAAUCUGGAAAGUUUACAUUUAGGCUUCGUUUCAUUAUUUUAUGCGGCUAUAUUACUAUGAUCGGCAUAAAACGAAUGUUAAUCGCAUCAUUAAAUGUUAUCUACAAAUAAAUGUAUGGUUUCCAAAUUAACGCAGGAAACUUUAUUCCCUUGUUAAUGUUUUUAGCUAAUAAAAAUAGCAUAAUUUCAUCAAAUUACCCUGCUACAAGACGAACACGUUUUUCACGUGAUAAAUUUCACGCGCCAUAAUGAAACAGACUGCCGCUUAUUGUAAGGGAUAUUAUAUUUCCAAUAACAACAUUCAUUGCGCAUUCAAGCCGAUAUCUUGGAGCAUAGUUAAUGCUUGAAGGGAAGUAUGCCAUGGUGGAAAAGACCGAGUGAACUAUACGUGCUAUAAUUAAUUUAUAAUUCACAAGCAAUUUUUCAUUGAAAAUAAGAAACAAUCAACAAUUAAUACAGAAUAAUUGCAAGAUAGCGCACUAUAAAAAGUUUUUAUUUAUCAGCAGUUCAAAGGUCAGCUGUCGCAAAUGAUACAAUACUUAUUGCUAUACAAAGAGCCAAUUAUUACAUCAAAACUGAAUAGUAUACCAACUUCUUUGCAUUGUAUAUUCCAAAAUAAUCCUGUCGCCCAUAUAUACUAUAUUUUGAUUUGAAACAAAUGUCCGAAUUCACUAAAAUACUCACACAAGGGGGGCGCAUAUCCUAACAGACGCAUUACUGACAGAUCGCGCAUGCAACAUGCAUGCAAGAUAUCAUCCAAACGUGGGCAGACCCAGGCAUUAACAUGCCCGAGUGUAGCAUUAAGCCGAGCUCGCAAUUUAUCUUCAUUAAUAAUUGAACCAAUGAUGUAUGAUAGGCUUUCCUCCAUAAAAAAAGUUGAAUCUCUGAAGUACAUAUUGAAUGAAGAAAAACGUCUUCAAGCAAUUGCUAACCUUAUCGUGCUCUAAUUCCUUGUGUUCUCAAGGAACUAUUUUUUGUAUAUUGUGUUCCAAAUGUGUAUAUUGUGUUUAAAAGUUUAUCCUCUUUUUAGAAUUGUAGAAGACAUGGACAAUGCACUUGGUAUGACAAUACUUCUUAGAGACAACCAGUUGACAAACAUGCUUUUUUAUUUAUUUAUUUAUUAACUUUACAACCAUACAUAAAAUAGAUUAAACCACUACAUAAUAUGGUUGAAGGUAUGGUCAACAGGAAAUGAAUAGCCCCAUGUGAAGACCAACCUUAAUGAAAACAAACUAUAACAAACAUAAAUCAAAGACGAGAACAAAUAUAAAAUUUAUAGAAAACAUGACAAAUUAUGAACAACAGCUUAAGUUGAAAGAGCGGCACUUAGAACAGAAGGUUUUCCAAGUGCGCAUUCGGUUUACAUCGAAAGAUGAAUGAGGUAGAGAAGAGUAAUGAACAGUUAGUCUGUUUUUUUAAAGGAGGAAACGGAUGAACUAUUACGAAUGGUGGAAGAGAGAUUGUUCCAGAGAAAGACAACUUGGUUGAAAAAAGAGUUCCCAAAGAGAGAAGUCCUGCAAUGAUUAACAUGAACCAAGUUGUCCGAACUUGAACGGGUGUGAGACGAGCUGUUUGAAGAAAAAGUAACGAAAGAGGAGAUAUCUAGGUCGAAGAGACUGUGCUUACAUUUAAAAAAAGAAGACGAGAUCCUUUAGUGCCAUCCAGUAGGAUAUUGGUAAUAGAUUAAGCUUCUUAAGGCGUUCAGGAUAUGGCAACUCAUAAUCCUGAAGGAUAAAUUUACUAGCUUGUCUUUGAACACCCCCGAUGAUGAUCGCAAGAUCACGUGACGAUCCUUGAGGUGCCCAGAUCUCACUACCAUAUGACAGAUUAGAUCGGACAAGAGCAAGAUAAAGAAGCCUACGGCAGUGUACAAUUCCUACAAAGAAAACCAAGUAUACGAUUGGCUUUUGCAGUGCAGCUGGCGAUGUGAGGGGACCACUUUAGGUCAUUGCUGAUAACAACACCCAAGUCUACUUGGUUAGCUAUGCUCUUAACUGGAUCAUUCUUAAGAAAGUAGCAAUGAGUUGGAGGGUUACGUUUGCGGGAUAUCCUAAGUAGGAGCGUCUUCGAGACAUUAAAUUUCAUUUUCCAGUUAAGUGACAAGUUGGACAUAGCGUCCAGGUCAAGCUGAAGGAGACCACAAUCAACUGAUGAUCGUAUAGCAUGAUAACACUUGUUGUCAUCAGCAAAAAGAGCAACGGUACUAUUAUUGGUUACCUCUGGAAGGUCAUUAACAUAAAGAAUGAAUAAAAGAGGACCUAUUACACUACCUUGUGGCACCCCAGAGGUAACAUUUAGAAAAGAUGAGGAAGCUCCUUCAAUGACAACACACUGUUUUCGAUCACGAAGGUAAUCAGCAAACCAGUCAAGAAGUGGAUCUGAGAUUCCAGAUGAUUUAAGUUUGAACAAAAGUUUGCUAUGGGACACUGAGUCAAACACUUUAGCAAAGUCGAGAUAAAUCAGGUCUGUUUCCUUUCCAGAGUCAAGAGUACGACCAAGGUCGUGAAGUACACUCAAAAGUUGAGUAACACAUUUCCUUUUACAAUGAAAGCCGUGUUGAAGGUCGUACAAGGAGUUUUCAACAAAAGAAGAAACCUGACUGAAAAUUAAACGUUCGAGAACUUUUGAGACUUGAGAGAGUAAGGAAACUGGUCUGUAGUUAGUGACCUCAUGAGUGUCACCCUUUUUGGGUAUAGGCACAACAUUAGCAGCUUUCUAUUCAGAAGGAAAAACACCCUGCUGAAGAGAUAACUCAAAGAGAGCAGUCAAGGAAGGGGCAAUUACCUCAGAACAUCGCUUUAGAAGGUAAGCUGGAAUGCCAUCAGGACCAGUAGCCUUUGAGGUUGACAAAUUGGACAACAAAGACUGAACAUCGGAUUCAGAUACAUUUAAUGAGUCAAGAGAGUUAGAAGCUGAACUAGAGGGAGUGAAAAGAGGUGAAGAACUUGUGUCAGAGGUGAAGAACUUGUGUCAGAGGUGAAGACUGACAUAAAAAAUUGGUUAAAGCCAUCCGCUUUUUCCUUUGCAGAAAAAAGUUUCUGACCUUCCAACUUCAUCACGUCAGGGACCGAAGAUUUUGAGGAUUUACAUUUAAAGAAUCUCCAGAAUGAUUUAGGGUUAUUAUACACAUGUUCGGACAGUCCAGAGAGAUAUUCUCUCUUCUUGGAAUUUAUCCAACACUUGAUGUGUUGCCGAAUUUUGCGGAAUUUCUUCCAAAGUUCAGGCGACUUCUUAGCCUUUGCCUUUCUUCUUAGUGACUCUUUCAUCUUAAUGGCAUGAAGUAAGUCCUUGGUGAUAUAUGGGGGUUUAAAAGAACGCUUGAGCUUUGUUUUGGGGAUGAAAUAGUCAACAGCGGCAAGGAAAGUAUCCUUCCACUUAGCCCAGGCAAGAUUAACGUUGUUACUUUCGUUGAGGACUAUAUCAACUAGUGGAGUGUUCCUUAGACUGUUAAAUAGGCCAACGAAAUCACCCUUAGCAUAAUGAUAGACCACACGUUCGGAGGAUUGUUUAGGUUGUUGAUGGAGUUUUAGGUCGAAAAAUAUAGCUUUGUGAUCAGAGGGUGGAGAGAUGGAGUUGUCGUCAGUAACUUCAAAGUUGUCAGUCAAAUGUUCAUUUGUAGUUAAAACCAGGUCGACGAGGUUGUUACCACGGGUAGGUGAGUUAAUCAAUUGCAGAUAACUAAACUCAGUGAUGCUGUCAAUGAAACUAGUUUCAGAAGCUGAAGUAGAGAAACCUGAACUGUUAGACCAUUGGAUAUUAGGGUAGUUGAAGUCGCCAAUUAGAACAACAUUUUUGAAUUGCGAUUCUUUGACAAAUUUUAAAAAGCAGGUUAGUUUAUUUAGGAAAACAUUAGUGGAGUCAGGUGGAUGGUAACAGACAGCAACAAGUACUUUACAAGACGAGGAGAUAAUAACCAGAGAUACAAGUUCCAAUGAGUCUGAAACGAAGCCAGAAGGUUCACCGCCCUGUUUACCAGUUCGACGAUCUCGCCGAAAUAGCUUGUAUCCAACAGGCAAGAUUUCAUCAUCACGCACAUGGACAGUGAGCCAAGUCUCCAAAGCAAUCACAUCUACACUUUUUUUUUCUGUGUUGGUGUAGUGUACUCAGGUGAAUAUGAUAUUUGUGGUGUUACUCUGAGUGUAUAUCCACACCGGUCGAGCUUGAAAAAUAUGCCCGGCCACGGUGGCAAUAAACAAUCAUGUAGAUAUGAAAGCUUAGUUGUAGGGUUACGAUGAUUCGCCUUCUGACGUUCUGAUACAGAACAGGAUCUAGGAUUGGUAAGUCCUCGCACGUCAAAGUCUGAAGAAAGAAAUCAAAGAUCUAAUCAGCAGAAAAUUCACAUCAACAAGCAAUCGAAGUUGGAAGACCCACAAGAAUCCGAGGUGACUUUCGACAUCAAGAAGGUAGAAUCGGAAGGAAAAUGCAAACCCGGCAUCACUGCAGUCUCAGAUGUGUUGCAAGGCGACAUCAACGCUGUUAUCAAUAUAUGCGGGUGGAUUACCCUCCAUGGUGCAGAAGAGACUAUACUUUCUAAAGGCAAGACACUCCGAAAACAAGAAGCCAUAUUUACCGACAAUUCGGGGACAAUGCACCUUGUGCUAUGGGAAGGUGACAUAACACAGGUUAUCUCAAAGUCUGUGUAUAACAUCUCAAAGAUAGUUGUUCGAGAAUUUGAUAAUGCGAAGUACCUAACCCUAAACAAGCAUUCGAUUAUCAAGCCAGCGGAUACCUCUAUAGAUAGGGUGGGCACUGAAGCGGACGGUCUACCACACUUGCAGAAAUUUGAUAGCCCUGCCGAAGGCGUUUUAUCAGUACAACGCAUCCUGUCAUGUAAAAAAUGCCAAACUAAACUGGUGCCUGAUCCAACAAAAAACCUUACCAAAUGCACUGAGUGUGGAAUGGCCCAGCUAAAGUCAAAAUGUAUCCAGCAUCUAAUGGCAAAUGUCAUGUUUGGCAAAGCAGAUCAACAGUCUCUUUGCUUCUGUUCGACAACAAGCUGA